Branchiostoma belcheri (Belcher's lancelet) is the source of this 693-nucleotide messenger RNA. RefSeq names its product probable serine/threonine-protein kinase clkA. Bases 1 to 693 code for a protein of 230 amino acids. The record is from RefSeq and is a predicted model, not a curated record. The transcript is spliced from 4 exons. NCBI's taxonomy places the organism in Eukaryota, Metazoa, Chordata, Leptocardii, Amphioxiformes, Branchiostomatidae.
AUGGAUACAUCAGCUUACCAACAACUAUAUCACAUUAGCCCAACCAACAACUAUAAUCACAUUAGCCCCACCAACAACCAUAAUGACAUCAGCCCCACCAACAACUAUGGAUACAUCAGCCCAACCAACAACUAUAGAUACAUCAGUCCCACCAACAACUAUGGAAACAUCAGCCACACCAACAACUAUGAUCACAUCAGCCCCAACAACAACUAUGAUCACAUUAGAACCACCAACGACUAUGGAUACAUCAGAACCACCAACAACUAUGGAAACAUCAGCCACACCAACAACUAUGAUCACAUCAGCCCCAACAACAACUAUGAUCACAUUAGAACCACCAACGACUAUGGAUACAUCAGAACCACCAACAACUAUGAUCACAUUAGCCCCACCAACAACUAUGGAUACAUCAGCCCCACCAACAACUAUGACCACAUCAGAACCACCAACAACUAUGAUCACAUCAGCCCCUCCAACAACUAUGGAUACAUCAGCCCCACCAACAACUAUGAUCACAUCAGCCCCUCCAACAAUGAUCACAUCAGCCUCACCAACAACUAUGGUUACAUCAGAACCACCAACAACAAUGAUCACAUCAUCCCCAUCAACAACUCCCCACCGACAACUAUGAUCACAACCACCAACAACUAUGGUCACAUCAGACCAACCAACAACUAUGUUCACAUCUGA